Linum trigynum is the source of this 2346-nucleotide messenger RNA. Lineage: Eukaryota; Viridiplantae; Streptophyta; Magnoliopsida; Malpighiales; Linaceae. The record is from the annotation of a GenBank genome assembly.
CCCUCCCUCCCUCCCUCCCCUUCCUCCAUUAUUACCAGCUCUCUCCACUCCCUUAAUUCUUCCCCCCACCUCAAUCUCUUUCUUUCUUUUCUUACCUUGUAAUCAUCAUCAUCAUCGUCAUACAGAAACCUGUCCUCUCCCAAUCAUGGAGGAAGAAGGCGGCGCGGGGUUUGGGUACGGAAGGAACAACCCCGUUGUCAUGAAUUCCUCCUCUUCCUCUACGACGGUUUACCGGACAAUUACUCCGCCACCGCUCACCGCCAUCGACAGGUUCUUGUGGGGGGCCCAGGCCCGAGGCGGCAGCAGUAGCAGCAACAACAGUAUCAAUCAGCAAACCCAUUUCCCACAGCAGCAACUGAUCACCACCACAACAAAAGAAGCGCCGCCGCUCAACGGGUUUCUUUACGGCUACAGUGAUAAUAAUAACAACAACAAUUCGUCGAAUCCGUCGUCUUUUUUGUCACCGGCUGGGUUCCCUUGGUUGGCUGCCAUGAGCUUCGGAGAUGAGGACUGCGGGGGGCUGGGGAUUGACUGGAUGAUGCUCGGCAGUACCCACGAUGAUGGCGGCGUCGUUGCUAAGGCGGGUGGCGACGAGGAAGGGGGAAAAGGCGUCGGAGGCAAGAAGGCGGGGAAGAAGCAGCCGUCGUCGGCUUCUGCCGCUUUGAUCAAAGGCCAGUGGACUGAAGAAGAAGAUAGGAAGCUGAUAAGGCUGGUGAAGCAAUUCGGGAUAAGGAAAUGGGCGCAGAUAGCUGAGAGGCUUGCUGGGAGGGCUGGCAAGCAGUGCAGGGAGAGGUGGCACAACCAUUUGCGUCCCGAUAUCAAGAAGGACGGUUGGAGUGAAGAGGAAGAGCGGAUACUAGUAGACGCCCAUGCAAAGAUAGGGAACCGGUGGGCAGAAAUCGCCAAGCUGAUUCAGGGAAGGACUGAGAACGCCAUCAAGAACCACUGGAACGCCACCAAGCGCCGCCAGAACUCACGCCGGAAGCAAACCUCCGCCAAGUCAUCAACGCCACCCGACAACGACAGCAACAACAAUAAUGGCAAAACUCAGUCGUCCUCCUCAUCCAUCCUCCAAGACUACAUCCGCAGCAAAACCCUGGAACUCGCCCAAACCACUGUGGUCGGCGCUAGUAGCAGUAGUACAUCCUCCGCUGGCGCGGCCGACGGUUCCCUCCUCCCCUCCCUGUCCGAGUCAGCAGCAUCAGACGACUCCACCACUCUCAUCACCCACACCUACGACGACGAGCUCCUCUUCAUGCAGAACCUGUUUGCCAGCAAGGAGCCUUCCCCUUCCCCUUCCCCGUCGGUAAUAACUCUCUAUGAUCAUGGCAAUGCCGUCGUUUCUGCCCACGAUGACGUGGACGGUGCAGAGAUGAAGUCUUAUAGUGUUGCUGCUGCCGCUGCCAUGGAGAGUAGUAACGGCCGCCACCUUUAUGCGGACCUGUACCUAUACGAUCUGUUGAACGCGGGAGCCACGUAUGCAUCCAGCUCGACCUCGCCUUCUUCGUUGGUUGCUGACGUGGGAUACGGUGGAGUGGGAGUGGAGAACGGUGCCGGUGAGGGGAAGAAGGAGAUGGACUUGAUUGAGAUGCUUUCUUUUACUUCUGGCUCGAAUAGGUAGCUUUUGAUGACUCGGAUGCUGACUCAGCAGAUGGGUUGUUGUCGUGGGGGAAUAGUGCUGUUGUUGGGUUUUUCUUAACUUCAAUUAGCUGAUGAUUGGAAAUUUGCAAAGAUUUUAGGGUUUGUUUGCUGUUGAAACCCGGUCAGGGCAGGGGAACUCGUUUGACAGACUGUUGGUUUCCGUUGGAUUUUAACCGUUUGGAUAAGUGCAUCUUGGUGUGGAGUGUGGACAUAUUAACGACGAAAUGGUGGGGAAAGGUUUUUUGGUCGGUGAAGAAGAUGAGAAUGACAUGGUUGGUUAUGCCGACAAGUGGUGUGUGUAGCUAGGGUUUCACUGCUCUGUUUGGGUUUCUCAUCUUACGGCUUUCAAGAUGUUUUGUCAUUUAGUCUUCUCUUUGUCUAACAACUUCUGACUCAACUUUUUUCCUUUUCUCCCCUUGGACCUUCUUAUCACUUGACCGACUUGGAUGGGUUUGUGUAGAUAUUUUUGUGACAAACAAUUUCAAUGACAAAUGUACUGUUGAUCAAUGGAGUUUCUAAAUUUCUCCAACAAUAUUAAUGACGAUCUUUUCUUGGCUACUUAUUUCUCGUAGUUAGAUUUUGAUUACUUUCUAUUUCAGCAAGGGAAGGAAAAAUUAUAAUUUUUACAUAUAUAUUGAGCCGUUUAUCUCUAAUUUUGGUAUAAGAUCAUACUUAAUUUAUUCAGAAUGAACUUAAAAGUAUUGA